AUGGUUACAGAGCAAUGUUACCGAUUUGUUACUUUUCUAUUCUUAAGCACAAUUUUGACCGAACAUUAUCACCAAGGAUAUGCGUUACGGAAAUUUAAUAAACGAGAAGAACAUGAUAGCUACCUUAAGCUACUUAAUCAUUUACUAGAUGACAACAGAAAAGGAAAAUCUAAAUCUACAAACAGAAUUUCUUCAAUGAAAAACUCUUUAAAUACUCUAAUAAAUGAAGACUUUGAUAAAAAUUCUGCAGACGAACGUUUAGACAAUGACAAAGUUACUCACGUGUUUGUUCUAAAUGAUUUGAAAGAAGAUUUUCGAAAUGUUGAUAAUUUUGUAUGGACUAAAAAUUUUGUGGACGACAGCGAUAGCACAGACAAACAAGCUGCGAGAACGAUUUACGACAGUGGACCGGACAAUUCAGAUGCGAAAAGCGAAGAGAAUCAAGGGAAAGGUAAUGUUAAGCAAUCCAAUGAAGAUGAAGAAGACUGCAACACUUCUGAGCUAAUGAGCUCCCAAGAGGGGAACGGAGAUAAAAAAAGUAAAACAACUGGUGGCAAAGGCGUAGCAAGAUCGUGCUCAAGACCGAAAAGCAGAUGCAAGAAAGCCUGUUACUAUACGUACCGAAGCACUUUACGAGCGAUGUCGUUCGUAACGCAUUCGACUUUUUGUUCGCUUUUCCUGUUGGUGAUAGUUAAAGGUAUCACGGGAUCACUUUUGAGGACAAGGCUUCGGCAUCUCGAUCCGUACUACGACGAUUUGUUGGGCAAUGGUGAUGAGGAGAGAAUUAUUGUGAUCGCUUUAAUAGACGAUGACACAAAUUCCAUAGGCGCGUAUAAGAAUUUAAUUUUGAGAACAAACGAAAAUGAAAAACCGACGGUUGAGUUGAAAUCGCAGAUACCACACACGGACACUUUGCAAGGAGAGCCACAGAAAAAACAAGACAAAGGCGAUUUUGACGGGUUGAAACUAACCAGACAACAGAAGAGCAUGUUGAGAAAAAAAUGGCGGGCGUCGUGCGACAGAAAAGCCGCGAAAACUUGUAGGAAGGCUUGCAAGAUGGCGGCAUUAAUGUCUGUCGCUCGUACCAUUGCAAAAAGAGUUUACGUAGACGGUUUAAGAGAGAAUGCAAGGAAAGUUGCAAAUCGAAGUUUG
This is a messenger RNA of Iphiclides podalirius (scarce swallowtail), 1152 nucleotides long. NCBI's taxonomy places the organism in Eukaryota, Metazoa, Arthropoda, Insecta, Lepidoptera, Papilionidae. The record is from the annotation of a GenBank genome assembly.